Helianthus annuus (common sunflower) is the source of this 2026-nucleotide messenger RNA. Its product is annotated as RING finger and transmembrane domain-containing protein 2. Gene Ontology annotation, biological process: positive regulation of ERAD pathway. The transcript is spliced from 8 exons. Bases 517 to 1737 code for a protein of 406 amino acids. The record is from RefSeq and is a predicted model, not a curated record. Lineage: Eukaryota; Viridiplantae; Streptophyta; Magnoliopsida; Asterales; Asteraceae. Gene Ontology annotation, molecular function: ubiquitin protein ligase activity.
AGGAAAUGGAAGUUGAUGAGUUAGUUGGAUGAGCAAUGAAUAAAAAAGGAAAUGGAAGUAUUAGGAAGAGGAAGUUGGAAAUUGCGCGUAAAAAUUGUCAACCACCUUCCCCGGCGAUAACAACACUCACUCUUAACCUUCCCUCCCUCCCUCCCUCACCUUUCUUUCUUUCUCUAUCACCUCACCUCACCUCACCUCACCCCCUAUUUCAGACCACAAUAAUAAUAUCCUCACUCCUUAUCACAAAUCACUUUCCCCCCAAUUCCAGACCUAAUUUCACUCACUGACUCCUAUUUUAAUUCUUUAACACAUCCAACGUGCCGUUCAAGUUCCUUCCCUAUCUAUCUGCUCAAACCUACACUUUUACUGUUAUCCCUUUCUUAAAUUCUGUGAUUCUUGUUUAUGUUUUCAUGAUUCUAGAAACCGAACCUACUACCUAGGGUUUUGUAGUUCACUGUUGUUGUUAAAUUAUUGUUGUUGUUGUUGUGUUGAUAGAUGAUUUAGAACACGCUACAAAUGGAACCUACUACUUUGAAUAAUUUAUCUUCAACUAGCGGUAGAAUAGGUUUCCGUUUCCGAUUACGCGAAAUCAUUCGACCUCCGCUGCUGUUGUUUCUGGAGCACGCUGGCGUGUUCCACACACAAUCGCAAGCGGUUUCUGGUUCUGAUGGUGAGAUGCAGCGUGAGAAUGUGGUUACUGAUGAGGUUUCUAUUAGGAUUAUGAGUGGUGUGGAUGAUGAUGAUGAGGAGGAGGAGGAGGAGGAGGAGGUGUCGGUUAAUGCUGUGGCGGACGGUGGUGGUGGUGAACGGAUGGAUGAUGGACAGAUGAUGCCUUCGGGUUCGUUGAAUAGUAAUCGGUAUGAUAUUCAGAAUGUGGCACAGUGGAUUGAACAGAUUCUUCCGUUUUCGUUGCUUUUGUUGGUUGUGUUAAUACGCCAGCAUUUGCAAGGUUUUUUCGGGACAAUUUGGAUUUCUGCAGUCCUGUUCAAAUCAAAUGAUAUUCUGCAAAAGCAAACUGCGUUGAAGGGAGAGAGGAAGUUUUUUGUUCUUAUCAGCAUCUCUGUGAUCUUUAUGCUGCAUGUAGUUUUUGUUUACUGGUGGUAUCAAAAUGAUGAUCUUAUGUACCCAUUGGUUUUGCUUCCUCCGAAGUCAGUCCCACCAUUUUGGCAUGCUUUAUUCAUCAUCUUGGUCAACGAUUCAAUGGCACGGCAGGCAGCAAUGGCUUUCAAGUGUCUACUUUUGAUGUACUACAAGAACAUCGGAGGUCAUAAUUAUCGUAAGCAGGGUCAAAUGUUGACUCUGGUUGAGUACACGCUGCUUCUGUAUCGCACGGUGUUGCCUGCCCCCGUUUGGUACCAGUUCUUCCUAAACAAAGAGUAUGGAAGUAUGUUUUCAUCAAUUACAACAGGCUUGUACUUGACUUUCAAAUUUACAUCUGUCAUCCAAAAGGUUCGGUUAUUGUUUGCUGCAUUAAGAGCGUUAUCUCGUAAAGAGCUGCAUUACGGGUCAUCCGCAUCUACCGAGCAAGUCACUGCUGCUGGAGAUCUUUGUGCAAUUUGUCAGGAAAAACUGCGGUCGCCAAUCAUGCUACGGUGUAAACACAUAUUUUGUGAAGAGUGUGUGUCAGAAUGGUUUGAUCGGGAGAGGACAUGCCCACUAUGUCGAGCACUUGUGAAACCUGCGGAUAUUAAAUCAUAUAGUGAUGGAUCAACCAGUCUUUUCUUCCAGUUCUUUUGAUGAUACAAAACAAUAUGUACAGCUAUUUACAACCAUGGAUCUAUCCCGUCACAACUUGAGCGUCAUGAAUCAAUGGUUAGGAUCUCUCGUGACCUUUACAAACUAACCGCUGCAGAUGGAACUUGUUCCGACAACUAUCAGGCCAUCUGAAGUUAGAUACAUUGACCGGUAUAUAGUACCCAUGAUGUUCAUGUUGAUGUUAAAAAUGUACGUAAUGACGUUCAUAUGACCCUAAACUGUAUAUAUAUUAUACAUAUGUUAAUAUACCUUGCAUAUAUCUUUCAGAUCA